Messenger RNA from Haliotis rubra (blacklip abalone), 886 nucleotides. Its product is annotated as neuroglobin-like. The record is from RefSeq and is a predicted model, not a curated record. Lineage: Eukaryota; Metazoa; Mollusca; Gastropoda; Lepetellida; Haliotidae. Gene Ontology annotation, molecular function: oxygen binding; heme binding.
AUGGACACACGAAGAGUCGACCAUGUUGCCCGGGACACGGGACUGAUGCUAUUCGAGACACACCCAGAUGUGCAAGAUGCCUUCCUUCCAUUCCGAGGUCUCUCCACGACGGACAUGGAACAGAGCGCCAUCUUGCGGCAUGCUCUGCGUGUUAUGAUGACAGUUGACAAGUGCCUCAACAGGAUUGACAGUCCUUCCAAGAUCGAGGGCAUGGGUGAACUUGGCCGUAGACAUAUAAACUACAAUGUCAAGGCCGAGUACAUUGACAUGAUGGGCGAACAGUUUAUAUAUGCACUGAGAUCCAACCUGGAUGACCGCUGGAGCCCUGAGCUGGAGAAGGCGUGGGUUGCCUUGUUCAGCAUGAUGAAGUUUUACAUGAGACGGGGCCUUGCAGAGAAACACAACUAAACAGGAAAUAUGUAUGCGAAACAUGAGAGGGGAAACCUUCAGUGUAAAUACCUGCGUGAUUCAUGUAGCUAUGUAUGUGACAAGGUUUUGUAAAUGACCUGAGUGCAGCUGCUGACAUGUUGCAAAAACGAUUUUUCGAAAGCGUCGUUUUGCCUCGUCAACAUUUAGGGAAAGCGUCGAGUUCUGACGGAAAGCGCCAAUCGGAACACACCACAGGAUCAGACAAUCAGGAAAAUCAAUCGGCUUUCAUAUCAACAAAUGUAUGUGUAAAUGGUGUAUGUAGCAGAUCGUUGGAUGUGACUUCGUGGCGGAUAUCAGUUUCUGUGCAUUCAAAGCUACCUCCAAAACUGCUCUGCCUUGUGAUAUUACCUUCUUUGGUGAGAGAAAAGUUAGAAAUAUGCAUCUUCCUAGAUACGCCGUGUAGUCAGAAAUACUUUGAGUGUGUGAAUAUAUAUAUAUAUGUCAUUUGAUUGGAAUA